AUGGCAGCCGCCAGAACAGGGUCCUGCCCUCUGCUGCUGCCCUUGCUGCUGUGGCUGUGGGUGCCUAAGGAUCCAUUCAGGGCCAAGCCCAGCAACAUGACCUCGGCUCUGCGGUUUGAAAUUCAGCACGUGCAGCCCAGGCCCCAGGGAUGCAACACGGUGAUGGGCAAGGUCAACAAGUACACAAAACAUUGCAAACCCUUCAACACCUUCCUGCAUCAAACCUUCUCCAGUGUGGCCACCACAUAUCACACCCCCAUGGUAGCCUGCCAAGAAGGGUCGAAGAACUGCCACCAGAGCAAAAACCGUGUCUCGCUGAGCACAUGUGAGCUCAACUCAAGGAAGUACCCAGGGUGCAAAUACAAAGAGAGGAGAGGUGCUUCUUACAUUGUGGCCUGUGACCCUCCUGAGAAAGGGGACUCUAGGAAAUUCAAACUGCUUCCUGUGCACUUGGACAAAACCCUUUAG
Molecule: messenger RNA, 468 nt
Organism: Lutra lutra (Eurasian river otter)
Lineage: Eukaryota; Metazoa; Chordata; Mammalia; Carnivora; Mustelidae
Gene: RNASE7
Product: ribonuclease A family member 7
Biological process (GO): defense response to Gram-negative bacterium; defense response to fungus; defense response to Gram-positive bacterium
Molecular function (GO): nucleic acid binding; RNA nuclease activity
Source: RefSeq, a predicted model, not a curated record